Molecule: messenger RNA, 1122 nt
Organism: Cynara cardunculus var. scolymus (artichoke)
Lineage: Eukaryota; Viridiplantae; Streptophyta; Magnoliopsida; Asterales; Asteraceae
Product: protein DCL, chloroplastic-like
Exons: 3
Coding region: 149-850 (233 amino acids)
Biological process (GO): chloroplast rRNA processing; chloroplast organization
Cellular component (GO): chloroplast
Source: RefSeq, a predicted model, not a curated record
CAGUUAUCCGCUCGCUGUUCAGCGUCUUUCUGUUGAUGAUUGUCCAAACAGUUUGACACCUGCCCUUUUCAAAAUCAAAAUCCAUGACAGCAACAAUGGCGAAUCGUGGAACAAAUUAGGGUUUAUGCACCACUAAAUUUCUCAGAAAAUGGAGUCAAUUUCAUCAUCAUCGUCGUCGUCUUUGCACAUUCACCUCCGCCACAGAAACCUUAUCUCUCUACACUUAUCUUCAACAAAUCCUUCCAUCAUUUCUUUUCCUUAUCGUUUUGCUACGUUGCAUUCACAGCGGUUUUGUGCCUUAAGAACUAGUAGUGCUGGUGGUGGCAGUAGCCAGCAUGAUGGCACUGCUUACGGCGCCGCUGAUUUACUGAGAAAGCCGGUGGUGGAGGUGAAAGAGGAGGAUGCUAUUGAUUCUUCAAAAGAUGAGGAUUCUGAUUAUGAAGAUGACGGAGGGAAGAGAAGAGAGGAGGAUGGGUGGGUUGACUGGGAAGAUCAGAUUUUGGAAGAUACUGUACCCUUGGUUGGUUUUGUUAGGAUGAUUCUUCAUUCGGGCAAAUAUGCAAGCGGCGAGAGAUUAAGCUCUGAGCACGAGAGAACUAUUCUAGAGAGGUUGUUGCCACAUCAUCCGGAGAGUGAGAAGAAGAUUGGGUGUGGCGUUAAUUACAUCACAGUUGGCUACCAUCCAGAUUUUGAAAGCUCAAGAUGUCUAUUCAUCGUACGCAAGGAUGGAGAAAUGGUCGAUUUUUCCUACUGGAAAUGCAUAAAAGGCUUGAUCAGGAAAAACUAUCCUUUAUACGCAGACAGUUUUAUCCUGAGGCAUUUCCGAAGGCGCAGGCAUAAUAAUGACUGAGGGUCCAUCCAAGUUUUCACCUGCAAAACUAAAAUCAAGAUUUAGCAUGCAUGAUUAUAUAUCCCAUUUUCUUACAUAUGCAAGAAUACAAUUUAUGGUUGCUGAAAAUUUUAGAGAAAAAUGUAAAGACAAAACACUCUUGACCUUCUUUGCAGUUCAAAAUUUCUCUUGUAUUUGGGUGUGGGUGUUGUUUAAGGACAAAGAGGGGUCAAACUCGUUAAUGUUAGUAGUGCUUAAUUGUUGUUCAUUCAAACAUAAAUGAAUCUUGAGGC